AAAGGUUUUGCACAAAAAGAAAACCUUAAUGUUCAUGUAAGGAUUCACACUGGAGAGAAGCCACACACAUGCACUCAGUGUGGAAAGAGUUUCUCAGGUAAAGGAGAACUUAAUAGUCACAUGAGGAUUCACUCUGCAGAGAGGCCUUUCACAUGUGCUCAGUGUGGAAAGAGUUUCAAAUGGGCCAACGAUCUCAAUGUUCAUCUGCGCUCUCACUCUGGAAUCAAGCCAUUUUACUGUGAUCAGUGUGGUAAAACUUUUACUUCAGCAUCAAAUCUAAAAAAACAUGUGAUUAUCCAUACAAAUGAGAAGCCUUACAUGUGUUCUCUUUGUGGAAAGAGUUUUUCAUGGCUGAUCAGCUUGAAACGGCACCAGAAAAUACACACCAGUCUAAAAGAUCAUGUGUGCCUUGAGUGUGGUAAGACUUUUCUUUCAGCCACAUGCUUAAAACGGCACCAGAGUGAACACAUGAGUGAUCCAGAACCAUCCAGAAUGAAACAUGAAGAUACUGAGGAACAAAGAGGCCUGAUGGAAGAAGUGAAAGGGGGAAAUCAAGAGCUGAAUGAAGUGGUUGAGAAACAUCAGUAUGAAGAAAAAUCCAACAGUUGCUCACAGACUAAAAACAAUUCCUUAAAAAAAAGAACUCGAAGAACAGCAGCCGAAAACUCAUUGACCUGCCCUCAGUGUGGAAAGAUUUUCAAACGUAGAGAACACUUUAAUAAUCACAUGAGAAUUCACACGGGAGAAAAGCCGUUCACCUGCCCUCAUUGUGCAAAAAGUUUCACACAAAAAAUAACCCUUAAUGUUCAUGUAAGGAUUCACACUGGAGAGAAGCCACACACAUGCACUCAGUGUGGAAAGAGUUUCUCAGGUAAAGGAGAACUUAAUAGUCACAUGAGGAUUCACUCUGCAGAGAGGCCUUUCACAUGUGCUCAGUGUGGAAAGAGUUUCAAAUGGGCCAACGAUCUCAAUGUUCAUCUGCGCUCUCACUCUGGAAUCAAGCCAUUUUAUUGUGAUCAGUGUGGUAAAACUUUUACUACAGCAUCAAAUCUAAAAAAACAUGGUGUUAUUCAUACAGAUGAGAAGCCUUACAUGUGUUCUCUUUGUGGAAAGAGUUUUUCAUGGCUGAUCAGCUUGAAACGGCACAAGAAAAUACACACCAGUGUAAGAGAUCAUGUGUGCCUUGAGUGUGAUAAGACUUUUCUUUCAGACACAUGCUUAAAACAGCACCAGAGUGAACACAUGAGUGAUCCAGAACCAUCCAGAAUGAAACAUGAAGAUACUGAGGAACAAAGAGGCCUGAUGGAAGAAGUGAAAGGGGGAAAUCAAGAGCUGAAUGAAGUGGUUGAGAAACAUCAGUAUGAAGAAAAAUCCAACAGUUGCUCACAGACUAAAAACAAUUCCUUUAAAAAAAGAACUCGAAGAACAGCAGCUGAAAACUCAUUGACCUGCCCUCAGUGUGGAAAGAUUUUCAAACGCAGAGAACACUUUAAUAAUCACAUGAGAAUUCACACGGGAGAGAAGCCGUUCACCUGCCCUCAUUGUGCAAAAAGUUUUGCACAAAAAAUAACCCUUAAUGUUCAUGUAAGGAUUCACACUGGAGAGAAGCCACACACAUGCACUCAGUGUGGAAAGAGUUUCUCAGGUAAAGGAGAACUUAAUAGUCACAUGAGGAUUCACUCUGCAGAGAGGCCUUUCACAUGUGCUCAGUGUGGAAAGAGUUUCAAAUGGGCCAGCGUUCUCAGUGAUCAUCUGCGCUCUCACUCUGGAAUAAAGCCAUUUUACUGUGAUCAGUGUGGUAAAACUUUUACUACAGCAUCAGAUCUAAAAAAACAUGGGGUUAUUCAUACAGAUGAGAAGCCGUACAUGUGUUCUCUUUGUGGAAAGAGUUUUUCACGACUUACCAGCUUGAAAAAGCACAAGAAAGUACACACCAGUGUAAAAGAUCAUGUGUGCCUUGAGUGUGGUAAGACUUUUCUUUCAGCCACACGCUUAAAACGGCACCAGAGUGAACACAUGAGUGAUCCAGAACCAUCCAGAAUGAAACAUGAAAAUACUGAGGAACAAACAGGCCUGAUGAAAGACGUCAAAGUGGAAAAUCAAGAGCUGAAUGAAGUGGAUGAGAAAAGUCACUCUGAUGAAAAAUCCAACAUUUGCUCACAGACUAAAAACAAUUCCUUUAAAAAAAGAACUCGAAGAACAGCAGCCGAAAACUCAUUGACCUGCCCUCAGUGUGGAAAGAUUUUCAAACGUAGAGAACACUUUAAUAAUCACAUGAGAAUUCACACUGGAGAGAAGCCGUUCACCUGCCCUCAUUGUGCAAAAGGUUUUGCACAAAAAGAAAACCUUAAUCGUCAUGUAAGGAUUCACACUGGAGAGAAACCUUUCAAAUGUCCUCAUUGUAGAAAAUGUUUUUUGAGCAAAAGAGAACUUAAAAGUCACAUGAGGAUUCACUCUACAGAGAGGCCUUUCACAUGUGCUCAGUGUGGAAAGAGUUUCAAAUGGGCCAGCGUUCUCAGUGAUCAUCUGCGCUCUCACUCUGGGAUCAAGCCAUUUUACUGUGAUCAGUGUGGUAAAACUUUUACUAAUGCAUCAAAUCUAAAAAAACAUGGGGUUAUUCAUACAAAUGAAAAGCCGUACAUGUGUUUUUUUUGUGGAAAGAGCUUUUCAUGGCUGAUCAGCUUGAAAAAGCACAAGAAAGUACACACCAGUGUAAAAGAUCAUGUGUGCCUUGAGUGUGGUAAGACUUUUAUUUCAGCCACACGCUUAAAACGGCACCAGAGUGAACACAUGAGUGAUCCAGAACCAUCCAGAAUGAAACAUGAAGAUACUGAGGAACAAAGAGGCCUGAUGGAAGAAGUAAAAGAGGAAAAUCAAGAGCUGAAUGAAGUGGAUGAGGAACGUCAGUAUGAAGAAAAAUCCAAAAUUUGCUCACAGACAAAAAACAAUUCCUUUAAAAAAAGAACUCGAAGAACAGCAGCCGAAAACUCAUUGACCUGCCCUCAGUGUGGAAAGAUUUUCAAACGUAGAGAACACUUUAAUAAUCACAUGAGAAUUCACACGGGAGAGAAGCCGUUCACCUGCCCUCAUUGUGCAAAAAGUUUCACACAAAAAAUAACCCUUAAUGUUCAUGUAAGGAUUCACACUGGAGAGAAGCCACACACAUGCACACAGUGUGGAAAGAGUUUCUCAGGUAAAGGAGAACUUAAUAGUCACAUGAGGAUUCACUCUGCAGAGAGGCCUUUCACAUGUGCUCAGUGUGGAAAGAGUUUCAAAUGGGCCAACGAUCUCAAUGUUCAUCUGCGCUCUCACUCUGGGAUCAAGCCAUAUUACUAUCUGGUUCUUUGGGCCUCCAAAACAUCACAGCAAUAAUAAUUCACACCUUCAUUGAAGCCAUUCCCACAACAAUUCACCAAUAAAAACUGUGAAUAUUCCCAUCAUCCUAGAAGAGAAGAAGUUCUUCAGACCAGCAGGAAGAUCUCCAGUUGUAACAACUGAAGUCUGUGUGAUAUACUAUGGAAAAGAUGGAGUUUGUUAAAGAUGAGAAAGAAGACAUGAGUUAUCUAGAGCCAUACAACAUAAAACAUGAAGAUACUGAGGAACAAAUAGACAUCAUAAAAGUGAAAGAAGAAAGCCAAGAACUGAAUGAAGUGGUGGAGGAACAUCAGUAUCAGAAGCCUCAUCAUUUCUUAAGUGGAGAAAAAUCCUUUUUUAGUUGUGCAGAGACUGAAAAUAAUUUCUCACAAAACAAAACUCAAACAACAGAGGACAAAAACUCUUUCACCUGCUCUCAGUGUGGAAAGAGUUUUACACGUAAACACAGUCUUAAGAAACACAUAAAAACUCAUACUGGAGAAAAACCUUUUACAUGCCCUGAGUGUGGCAAGAGUUUUAAAAGGGCACCCACUUUCAGUAGUCAUUUACUCGCUCACUCUGGUCUAAAUCCUUUUCAUUGUGAUCAGUGUGGUGAAAGUUUUAUUUCAGCUUCAGUUCUAAGAAAACAUCUGAAUGUUCAUGUGAGGCCGUACUUGUGUUCAUGUGGAAAGUGUUUUUCAUCUCUGAGCAUUUUGAAAGCUCAUGAGAAAACACACACUGGUGUUAAAGAUCAUGUCUGUUCUGAGUGUGGAAAGGGCUUCACUGCAGCCAGCGACUUGAAAAGACACCAGAGAAUUCAUACUGGAGAAAAACCUUACAAGUGCUCACAUUGUGACAAGUGCUUCACUGUGUCAGGAGACCUGAAAACACACGAGAGAAUUCAUACUGGUGAGAAACCGUACAAGUGCUCUCAAUGUGACAAAAGUUUUGUUAGGUUAGGACCACUGAAAAGACAUCAGAGAGUUCAUACUGGAGAGAAACCGUUCGAGUGCUCACAUUGUGACAAAAGUUUUGCUCAGUCAGGACAAUUGAAAACACAUCAGAAAGUUCAUACAGGUAGAUACCGAACCAGUGCAGUCUAUGUGGGAGGAGUUUUACCUGAUUACAGUAUCUAAUUAUUCACAACAACAACAACAACAAAAAAGCGUUUUUCAGUAAGCAAAUGUCAUAAUGAAUAAUGUGAGACUAAGGUGUCCAAUCUAAAAAGUUACUUUGCAUAAAUUACAUGUAGUGUAGUUUGCCCUUUUCACCACAAGAAAUUUAGGAGAAAUCUAUAAAAUCAAUUUUAAAGCUUGAAAUUCAUUAUUAAUACACCUUUCAAAACAAGCAUGUAAAAAAUAAACACUUAUUGUUAAAUGAACUGAAUAAAGAUUGUUUGUAUGAAACAGUUGUGUGCUCUUUUCAAAUUCAGCUGUUGUUUUCUUAUUUAUUUAUUUGGAAUUUGUGUCUUGGUUUCCUAAAGCUUAUUUCAAACCAGGUUCAUUAACACCUGAGCUCUUUCUACGUAACACUACUGUAUAUCUGCUAAACAUAAACAGUGCAUUCAGAAAGUA
This is a messenger RNA of Myxocyprinus asiaticus (Chinese sucker), 4928 nucleotides long. RefSeq names its product zinc finger protein 91-like. Gene Ontology annotation, cellular component: nucleus. The transcript has 7 exons. Gene Ontology annotation, molecular function: DNA-binding transcription factor activity, RNA polymerase II-specific; RNA polymerase II transcription regulatory region sequence-specific DNA binding. Lineage: Eukaryota; Metazoa; Chordata; Actinopteri; Cypriniformes; Catostomidae. Gene Ontology annotation, biological process: regulation of transcription by RNA polymerase II; DNA repair. The coding region runs from base 121 to 3372 and encodes 1083 amino acids. The record is from RefSeq and is a predicted model, not a curated record.